CGUUCGGCAAACGCAAUACGUACCGUUUUUCCAGAGGAGAGUGGGAGGCUGUCACUGCGGCAAAACACAGAAAUUAUAACCGACGAUAGCAGGAGUUUCGAUAUAAGCAGACAUUGUUGCUUUUGUACAACAGACUUGGGUGUUCGUUAUUUUGAGGUGAUUGUGCAACAAAGAGAUGAAUUUUGAGCAGCCCCCUCCAUACCCAGGCAGUGGCCCCACUGCUCCAGCCUACCCAGCCCAAGGCCCACCUCCACAAGGCUAUCCGCCUCAGGGUUAUCCUCCACAGGGAUACCCUAACAUGGAGCAGCCUAAUUCAGCAUACCCUAACUAUCCUGCUGGGCCAAUGGGCCCUGCAGGUCCUUAUCCUGGCCCAGGACAGCCUCCUUAUCAGGGGUACCCUGGACAACCACAGUAUGGCUGGCAGGGAGGUCCCCCUCCUGGGCCUAUGUAUGGGGAAGCACCCAAGAACACAGUGUACGUGGUGGAGGACAGGAGAAGAGACAACACAGGAGACACGUGUCUGACAGCCUGCUGGACUGCUCUGUGUUGCUGCUGCCUGUGGGACAUGCUAACAUAACACUAUUUCCCAACUGCUCACUCCCAUUACCCUCUUCAACCUAUCAUUUUCUCCCCCGACUGCCUUAAACCUUGCACUCCCAUACAGCCACCCCUCCAUUUCCUCUACAAGCCUUGUGCUCGUCUAUAAAUAAAAGCCUCAAUCCCAUAUGGAAGUCUCUUCCCAGCGCCACUUACAUGUAACUCUACCUUGAUGUGAAGCCGUCAGCACAGACUGACUUACUGACCCUGUCCAGGGACUACUCUGUAGCAGCUUGUAACUGAGCUUCUAAACAUGAAUCUGAGGCUCUGCACUGGAAUCACAAUACAGGCAGCACACAGACAAGGUGAAUACACAAAGAUACAUACACACAUACAGUAUACUUGGAUCUCAGGCUCAUCUAGUGUGAUGCUCUUUGGCACUUUAUGAUGAUUACCUCUGUAAGAUACUUGCCCGUUCAGCUAUCUUCCAACUCCCUAACCCCCUUCAGUUAUGCUAUUUACUAUGCCCACGGACCCCCCCACCCCACCCCACCCUAAGGGCCACUAAGACCCUGUUUAAUAGUGAGCAACAGGGUGCUCUUAAGAAGCUGCUUGCAAUGUAUCCCUUUCAUUUGCACACUAGUAGUUGUUUAUGUACAUUUUCAAGAGGAAUCAUAUGACGGUAAAUUGGUUGCGUUUUUAAAAAUGAUACUGACUUUAUGUUUGAUCUUUGUUAGCAUUCAUUGCCACAGUGGGUUUUUUUUUGUUUCAUUGUCAUCUUAAAAUGAAAUAUUAUUCCAAUAAUUUUUACCACAUACCUUUGAAGUAAAUUGUUUAACAGAAGAAACUCAAUGACCUGUUAGAUGCCUUUUUGCUUUUAAUGAGACUCUUGCAUUAAAAUUUAUUCCCAUGAAACGGAA
Monopterus albus (swamp eel) is the source of this 1457-nucleotide messenger RNA. RefSeq names its product cysteine-rich and transmembrane domain-containing protein 1. Bases 176 to 577 code for a protein of 133 amino acids. The record is from RefSeq and is a predicted model, not a curated record. NCBI's taxonomy places the organism in Eukaryota, Metazoa, Chordata, Actinopteri, Synbranchiformes, Synbranchidae. Gene Ontology annotation, cellular component: extracellular exosome. The transcript has 3 exons.